Podarcis muralis (Common wall lizard) is the source of this 6509-nucleotide messenger RNA. RefSeq names its product diacylglycerol kinase beta (gene DGKB). Gene Ontology annotation, cellular component: plasma membrane. Gene Ontology annotation, molecular function: ATP-dependent diacylglycerol kinase activity; calcium ion binding. Gene Ontology annotation, biological process: phospholipase C-activating G protein-coupled receptor signaling pathway. The record is from RefSeq and is a predicted model, not a curated record. Lineage: Eukaryota; Metazoa; Chordata; Lepidosauria; Squamata; Lacertidae.
GAGACCCGGCGGCCACACGGCGCGGGAGACUCCGGGGCCCGCGUCGUCAGCCCUGCUCCGCCGCCUCCGUGUCCUCGCGAGGGAGACGGCGGGCGCGCGGGCGCGGGCACACACACUCUCUCUCGCUGCCCGGAGGAAAAGCGCCUCAUAAGGAGCCGAGGCAGCGGGGAGAGGGGAGGAGAGCUAACCGCGGCUGGCGGCCAACAGUGCAGAAGAGCUGGAAUACAGUCUGUGAUCUUAACAGUUGCAUGUUGGAACUUCUCCUGGAUAGCAUACUGCAGUUUGCAUUGAAGUGUUUUCAUAUACCAUCAGUGCCAGAAGCUUCAGAAAAUUGGCACCAUCUAGAAGUUAGCGCAGAUUGAUUUUCUUCUUCCUGGAUAUCUGAUAAUUUGAGAAACUAAACUGUAAAAACUGCUGGGGGGGUCUUUUGAUUACCUCCACUUGAAGCAGACAACAAGACUGGUAUGUAAACUGCACUUUGCCAUCAUUAUGAUGAACACGGAGAAAUGGGCUAACCUCAGUCCUUCGGAAUUCUCUCAGCUUCAGAAGUAUGCAGAAUAUUCUACAAAGAAAAUUAAGGAUGUUUUGGAAGAAUUCCAUGGUGAUGGUGUCCUAGCAAAGUACAAUCCUGAAGGGAAGCAAGAUAUUCUUAAACAAACAAUUGACUUAGAAGGAUUCAAGUUAUUUAUGAAGACUUUCCUGGAGGCUGACCUCCCAGAAGAAUUUUGUGAGCACCUAUUUACCUCAUUUGGCAGCAAAAUCCCUUAUAGUAGUCCUAUGGUAAAGAAUAAGCCCCCGCUCCUUCCAGGAGGUUUGCGAAUUACUAAAAGCAUGACACCAUCUCGCCCACCGCCCUCCACUUUGCACAUACCAGAAGUUAUCCACUUGAAAGAUAUUGUUUGUUAUCUUUCCCUUCUUGAAAGAGGAAGACCUGAAGACAAACUAGAAUUUAUGUUUCGCUUGUAUGACACAGAUGGGAAUGGUUUCCUGGAUAGCUCGGAACUGGAAAACAUUAUCGCUCAGAUGAUGCACGUUGCAGAAUAUCUUGAAUGGGAUGUCACUGAACUCAGUCCAAUUCUUCAUGAGAUGAUGGAAGAAAUUGACUAUGACCAUGAUGGCACCGUUUCCUUGGAAGAAUGGAUCCAGGGAGGGAUGACUACAAUCCCACUCUUAGUGUUGCUUGGACUGGAAAGUAAUGUGAAGGAUGAUGGGCAGCAUGUAUGGAGGCUGAAACACUUCAACAAACCUGCCUAUUGCAAUCUUUGCUUGAACAUGCUUAUAGGAGUAGGCAAACAGGGCCUCUCCUGCUCAUUUUGUAAGUACACAGUCCAUGAACGUUGCGUUUCGAGAGCACCAGCUUCUUGUAUCAAAACAUAUGUGAAAUCCAAAAAGAAUACUGAGGUCAUGCAUCACUUCUGGGUAGAAGGGAAUUGUCCAACCAAAUGUGAUAAGUGCCACAAAACUGUAAAAUGUUACCAAGGAUUGACUGGGCUGCAUUGCGUCUGGUGCCAAGUCACACUGCAUAACAAAUGUGCAUCACACCUCAAGCCUGAAUGUGAUUGUGGCGCUCUGAAGGAUCAUAUUCUACCACCCACAUCUAUCUGCCCUGUAGUAUUGACUCUACCUCCUUUAGGAGUUUCGCUUCCUGAGGAACGCCAGGCAACUAUGAAAAAAGAAAAGGAUGGUUCCCAACAAACAAACAAACUAGGUGAUCGGAACAAGAUGCAGAGAGCAAAUUCUGUCACUGUAGAUGGGCAAGGCCUUCAGAUUACGCCUACUCGGGGUACUCAUCCGCUUCUAGUUUUCGUCAACCCUAAGAGUGGUGGAAAACAAGGAGAAAGAAUUUACAGAAAAUUUCAGUAUCUUUUGAAUCCUCGUCAAGUUUACAGCCUUGCUGGAAAUGGGCCAAUGCCAGGGUUGAAUUUUUUCCGAGAUGUGUCUGACUUUCGAGUAUUAGCAUGUGGUGGAGAUGGAACUGUGGGAUGGAUUUUGGACUGCAUAGAAAAAGCAAAUCUGAUUAAGCACCCUCCAGUUGCUAUUCUUCCCCUUGGAACUGGGAAUGACUUAGCCAGGUGUCUGAGAUGGGGAGGAGGAUACGAAGGCGAGAAUCUUCUGAAGAUCCUAAAAGAUAUUGAGAACAGUACAGAGAUCUUGCUCGACAGGUGGAAAUUUGAAGUCAUACCUAAUGAUAAAGAUGAAAAGGGAGACCCAGUGCCUUACAGCAUCAUCAAUAAUUACUUUUCCAUUGGAGUGGAUGCUUCGAUUGCUCACAGGUUUCACAUCAUGCGAGAAAAACACCCAGAGAAGUUCAACAGCAGAAUGAAGAAUAAAUUUUGGUAUUUCGAAUUUGGCACUUCUGAAACUUUUUCAGCAACCUGCAAGAAGCUGCAUGAAUCCCUAGAAAUAGAAUGUGAUGGAUUUCAGAUAGACUUAAACAAUAUUUCCCUGGAAGGGAUUGCCAUUUUGAACAUCCCAAGCAUGCAUGGAGGAUCAAAUCUUUGGGGUGAGACCAGGAAAAGGCGAAGCCAUCGUCUAUUUGAAAAGAACAGGUCAGAUAAAAGAACCACUGUUACAGAUGCUAAGGAACUGAAGUUUGCAUGCCAAGAUCUGAGUGAUCAGCUGAUGGAAGUGGUUGGUCUGGAGGGAGCCAUGGAGAUGGGUCAAAUAUACACUGGGCUGAAAAGUGCUGGGAGACGUCUUGCUCAAUGCUCAUCUGUUAUCAUCAGGACUAGCAAGUCUCUGCCUAUGCAGAUUGAUGGGGAGCCAUGGAUGCAAACACCUUGUACAAUAAAAAUCACCCACAAGAACCAAGCUCCAAUACUGAUGGGACCACCUCCCAAAACUGGGCUCUUCUCUUCCAUCAUUAAGAGAACAAGGAACUGCAGCAAAGAAUAAGCUUCUUUUAGUUAAAUCCUUACAAAAUCAAAUUAGCAGGGAUUUGGAAUAUGUACGCUGGAAACCUCUCAAGGGUUUUAAAAUGUUCUCUACUGCAUAAUCAUGGAAUCUGGAAUAACAGUUUCUGUGACUGAGCUAAUGUAAAACGAUGCUAUUAGAAUAAUUUAUUGCCACAGUUUUGUAGGCAUUUUGCAUGAAGAAAGCUAAUGUUUACAUAAAGUGAUAAAGCUUAUUUUUGUUGCAUGCAUUGCCAUUACUAAUUUGCAGGAUAAAUAUGCGGGGGGGGGGGGGGAGAGAGAAUGCAACACUGUUGGAAAUGUGAUUUUUCCCAGGAUGUGAACCUCAGAUUGGUCUUUCAGAUGGCAUAUUUAACCCAUUGGACUACUCCGGCAUCUUCUGAAGAAAGUGCCAUGAGGCUUAUUGCAGCCUUGGUUGGCUUCCUUUCCUGAUUAACGCUGAGGAAUAACAAACGUUCAGCCUAGUAUUUGCCCAGCCGUCCCUCUUAAAUCUCACCCAUUGAAUUCAGGGCAGAUCUGAUCAUUUAAAACCUGGCACAUGAACUCUUUGUGCUAUCCUGUUCUGUUAGACUUCAUACAGAACAGGAAGCAACCAGCCUCAUUUCCAGUUUUCGGAGGGCCCUUGAGCGAGGCAGACACCCUGCACGGGGGGGGGGUCCCCCCCUCUCAGAAAGGACACAGGUUCGAGCUUUUCAGGUCUGUGUCUGAGCACUCUUCCCUUUGCCCUGCCGAUAUCCACAAGCAACCCCACUUUGCCUGUUGAAUUGGAGCAAACUGCAAUCGGCGGGGAAACCCGAAUUGCCAUUUGCUCCGAUUCAGCUGUAAAGAGCGGGUUUUCCUGGGGAAAGAAAGAAAAAAGUGCUUGGACGUAGACCAGGGAAGUGCAGACCAUUGCCUAGAAAGCGCAGGGCAAAAGGUAAGCAGGGAUAAGUCCAGAGUCCAGAGGCGGAGCGUAUGCCCGCGCUCCCAAGGAGGGGCAGGGCACAGAGGGUGCCCUCCCACACACGGGAUAGCCGCUUGGCUGCACAGAGUGGCGCAUGCGCCCUGCAGCUCGGGGUGGAGCGAGCCACCCAUGGGGGCGGAGGGAGACGUCAAUGGCGGACAUUUGGUGCGCCGCCUGCGACUUCCAGGCCUCCCCCAGCUGUCAAAACAAAGGGGGAAGGGGGGAAUGCGGCACAGUCCCCCCUUCCCCCGACGCCUCAGGGUAGGCUUUGGAGUCACGGGUGGGCGGCGUGCAAAAUGUCACCCCCCUCAGCGAAGACACCUGGGGCCCCUGCCGCCCCUGCCUGAGUCUCCUUCAUCAAUGCAGCAAGUCCAGGAAACUGUUGCCACUGAUGCUCCCCCCCCCCCAAUUUUUUUUAUUAAUUAUCCAAUAAUUUUUUUAAACAAACAAACAAACAUAAAUCUCAGCCUAUUUAAACCAAUCUUUGUAACAUUGUUAAGUGACUUCCCCAUAUCCCCCUGGUUGAAUUUCAAUGUAUAUCAUUUUAACAGUUUCCCAAAACUAAUGUUCUUAUAAAAUUAACUUAACAUUUUUCUUUCUUCCAAAUUUGGCAUUAAACAUAUUUAUCACAUCACAUAUUUAAAUCCUAAGCCUAUCUGAUAUUUGCAAGCUUUCCAAUUAAAUGCCCACUGAUGCUGGUCCAUGGAAACAAGUCCUCACAGUAACCAGAGGCUGGCCUCCCCCCCCCCCCAAAAAAAAAUAAGCACAUUACAUAAUAGGCUGUUUAGUUCCACAUGAUCAAACUUCAAAAUAUUUCCAUCACAAAUACGGGCCCACGCUAUAGUGUUAGAACAAAAGAAGCUAACAUGCAUCUGAGCUGGAGAACCAUUACACAUAAUAGGAAGACGAAACCCUGGGUUUGUCGCUGAGCAUUGACUCAACAUGGAGACUCAGCCAAUCCUGUCUCUCCGACAGGUGUUAUUUGUACGAUACAUUUGUCUGUUUGCCACAUCCAUACUUUAAUAUUUUAAGUGUACAUCUAAACAUAUAAGAGCAUAUCUGGGAAAGAAAUGCAGCUGUUGAAACCAAGCCAAAAAUUACUCCACAUUAAAUCUUCAUAAUAUAUCAAACUUCCGAGCAGUCUUGCAUAUUAGCCUGUGAAGCAGUAGGUGUGCCACAUCAUAACCAAGCCACAUGCCUGAUAAACCACAUUUCCACCAAAGAUUUAGCAAAGCGAGGUUUCAAGGAAAAUCGGCUGGUGCAAAAGUAAGCAUUUGGGAUCAAAACCCUCUUUUGAUUACUUUGGCAGUGCCUGUACCAAGAAAGGGGACUGAAAUUCAUGAAUUACAAUUAAUUCUUACUAAGUAUUUAUUUAUUGUGUUUAUAAAAAUAGUCCAUGAAUCAACUGGUCACCCCGAUCAGAUGGGCUCAUGUGUGUGUCCAUUGACCUUGGGGAGGUUUCGUAUCUUGUAUUUCAGAAUGCUCAUGUGAACAAAUGGGGAGCAAGUUUAGAAGCUGCCUCUAAGGGUCCUGUUACUGCAUGCGCAGCAGAGACACUGGAUCGGAAGACUCAGAGUUAUGGCCAAUCAUAAUUGUGUCACUGGCUUGUUUCCUUUAUAACUGCAAAACAACUGAUGAUAUUGCUGCCUUUUUUGUGUUCUCGAUUCCAAGAAUUUCUGCUGUGAUGAUUUUGUGCUCAGUACCUUACUUCCCACCCAUGGCCCCCUGGAAAAUGUAUUAACAGCUUGGAAAACUGCAAAGCAGCUUGUUUUGUGCAAUAUAAGUGCCGCUGUCUUAUGGUCAAGGCCAGGCCAGCCAACAAUUUCUAUGUUACGUAUAAACUUAUACAUCUAUAGCAAACUGCUUUUGGGGGAAGCCACUGUGAUUUUCAACCCAUUCCCCUUUUAGUUUGAGUUUCAUCCUUGCAUGCUUUGCUUUCAGGCAUUCCACCAAGAAGAGCAACUUGCUUGAAAUGCAUGAUUUAUUAAUGCCCUCGCACCUUCUAAUCUAUCUCAUACUUUGCUAAUGAUUUAUCAAAUCUCUUUUCCUAUUGAUUCGUUCAUCCUUAUGAAAUGCAAACAACAUGAAAUCUUUCUGUUGUGCACGGUAUUGUGCAUGGAUGUAAGUACAUUAGAUACAGUUUGAGUACAUUAUAGGAUUUGGUAGAUUUCGUCUGUGUGUAAUUGAAGAACACAGAAGCAGUAUAUUGCCGGCAAAGACAACGUACAGUACGUGAAAAAUACUCUUAAUGUUCAGUAAAUGUUAGCAAACUAACGCCACUUAACAUAACAUUCAGCAUUAGGCUAAGAAAUGAUAUUAUUAUUAUUAUUAUUAUUAUUUUAUUAUUAUUAUUAUUUAUUAAAAUUUGUAUACCGCCCUUCAUCCAAAGAUCCCAGGGUGGUUCACAAUAGAGAUGUCUGUCUCCAAACCUAAGGCUGUACAGUUCAACAUGUAUGGGUCCAGUGAUGUUAACUAUAGUGUCAGAAUUAUAAUUCUCUUGUAAGCUACAAACAAAUGUACACCUAUAUCUGAUGCAAUGGCUACUUCAGAUAUCCAUGACUCAAAGGCAAAUCCAUCUUGCACAUACUGUAUCACAUGACAUGUUCAUUGAUUUUAUGAAAUUAUGGCUAUAGGUAAUAAAUAUUUUCACAUUA